Trichomycterus rosablanca is the source of this 2883-nucleotide messenger RNA. RefSeq names its product endoribonuclease ZC3H12A-like. NCBI's taxonomy places the organism in Eukaryota, Metazoa, Chordata, Actinopteri, Siluriformes, Trichomycteridae. Gene Ontology annotation, molecular function: RNA endonuclease activity; mRNA binding; metal ion binding. The record is from RefSeq and is a predicted model, not a curated record. Gene Ontology annotation, cellular component: cytoplasmic ribonucleoprotein granule; nucleus. Bases 1 to 1587 code for a protein of 528 amino acids. The transcript has 5 exons.
AUGGAGCGUGAACAGAACAAGGUGAAGCGUUUUCUGAAGCUGGGCUACUCGCAUUCAGACAUCAUGCGAGUCCUGCAGACACUUCAACAUGACGCCCAGACCAACGACAUACUGCAGGAGCUGAUCAAAACCUGUCGCACAACCAGCGCUGUAACCAAAGUGACACCCGAGAGCAGCCCUGUGCUCGUCCCGAGAGGAUGCGGGUCUUCUCUGCAACAAACACACUCGGAUACGCAAACUGUCACACAGAGUUCCAGCGCCUUCAGACCCGUGGUUAUAGACGGCAGCAACGUGGCUAUAAGCCACGGCAAUAAGGUGUUCUCAUGCCGGGGGAUUCAGCUGGCUGUACAGUGGCUUUGGGACAGAGGGAUUCGUGACAUCACAGUGUUUGUACCUCGGUGGAGGAAAGAGCAGUCCAGACCUGAGGCUCCCAUCACAGACCAGCACAUCCUGGAUGAGCUGGAGCGCAGGAACAUCUUGGUGUACACACCUUCACGCUGCGUCAACGGUAAACGCGUGGUGUGUUACGAUGACCGAUACAUCGUGAAGUUGGCCUACGACUCGGAUGGCAUCAUCGUAUCUAACGAUAACUACCGGGACCUGCAGCUGGAAAAGCCACAGUGGAAGAAGUUCAUUGAGGAGAGGCUGCUGAUGUACACGUUUGCCAAUGACAUAUUCAUGCCACCAGACGAUCCACUUGGACGAAAUGGACCAACAAUCGAAAACUUCCUGAGGAAGAGGCCCAUCAUCUCAGAGAACAAGCAGCAACACUGUCCAUACGGAAAGAAGUGCACGUACGGUGUGAAGUGUAAAUUUUAUCACCCCGAGCGCUCAAACCAACCACAGCUCUCGGUGGCUGAUGAACUGAGAGCGAAGAGCCAGCCAUGCAUUAAAACUGAAGACUUUCCUCCAUUACACGAGAUAAACGGACACACACAUCAUAAAACGCUUCCUGCGACGCCGCACGAUGAGCUAACCCGAGCUCUGUCCAGCCUCGACCUGUACUCCGCCCCUACUGACACAUACAGUCCAGCUUAUUUGCAGAGGUCCCUUCCUGCUUUAUGCAAGAGCAUCAAGAGUGACCUGGCGUACGGUUCUCUAGAAGGCUCCAUGUCCCGCCUGUAUCUCAGUGACUCUGCACUUCCAACCUCACUGGCCUAUAGCAGCGGGUGCAUGGCUGGAAGUAGCAGCGAUUAUUUUUUAUCACCUGGAUGUUUGGAGCACAGACGAGCACACAGUCCUGACAUACCCUCACGCUGCUACAGCCCCGGACUGCACUACCCUCAGUCGCAUUACCAGAACCGUGGAUAUAACAAGCAAACUACACCAUUCAGUAAUGAGCCUCUGCUUUACUCUUCUUCAACCCAGCAUCCACAGUACAGAAUACCAGAUAUCUGGGGACAGGGACAGAUCAUAGACAGCGAUGUGGACAAUCUGACUGAAAGACGGAGAGACGUCAGGUCACAACUGAGCACAAUCUUUCCUCAGAGCAUCGUGGACCAGGUUAUGAGUUUAUACCCACACAUACUGGACACCACUAAGCUGGUCAUGCUAAUCCAGAAGUACAGAAACAGUCCCUUGCUUUGAUUCACACAAGCUGGCAAUCAAAGUGAAAUGCAAAAUUCCAAACUAGCGCCAACAUGUCUCGUUAGUCAACAACCUGGUGAUAUUAAUGUUAAGCGGUUCAGAAGUCUGAGGCUUGUCUUAACACGUCUGAUCCAGGAAGUUGGCAAGUUCAGAAUCUACAAGCAGUGGUUUAAUGCCAAAAGAAAUAAAUAAUGUAGCAUUUUAGUUUCUUAGCUUUAUAGGAAUUUGGACAGAGGAAAGAAUACACUAUCUGGCCAAAAGAGUGUGGAUACCCACAUAAUGUGGGUAUGUAAGGUGUAUUUAAUUAAGCAAAUUGUAGCAAAUUAUAGCCAACUUUAGGCAACAGUUUAGCAGAGGCCUGUUUGUGUUGCACUGUGAUACCAUUUUAUGGUAUGAGGUCCAUAAAAACAUGUCAAAUAAAUUCCAUGGUUUUGGAAUGGGAUCUUCAACAAGCUUAGUUAGGUGUCUGCAUACUUUUGGCCAUGUAGUCUAUUAAGACAGUCACUAGAGUUUCUCUACUAAUAUAAAUACAAAGCUUAAGCAUUCUGGUCUUUUUGUGGUUUGUUUGUGAUGCAACUACUGCUUUAGUAUGUUUGUUAAGAGGCACAUUGUGCACAUUGUGUAAAACGAGUUCAUGUACCAGUGUAGGAAUCUCACAUACUCGGAAUGUACAGACUACAUGAAUGUAUUUGCUUAGAUUGCAAAGUUUUCAGAUUUGUAUUGUUUAUUCUUUAUUCCUUGUGAGCCUGAAUGUGAACGCUGAUUUAACUGAGAGGAAAUGAAGACUGAUGAUCUCCAUAAGAUUAAAUCUCUUAAAGCUGAAUAAAGCUUUCUGUCUUUGCACAAUAGGAACAUUUUCAGUAAGUCAUCAGUGACAGUGACUGCCUGUGUUUGAUUUUAAAAUCUUAAAAUGACACUCAGGUGACCGUCAGGUCGAUGUGGUUAAGCUAAAACAGCUAAAUCUUUUGUUUGUCCUGGCAAUGUGUUUUGUACUUUAUAUUAAAAUAUUUAUGUAUGUUUUGCCAAGGUGUGUGUAAUUUUGUUGUUAAAAAGAUACUGAGGGCGCUCGGAUGUGCUUGUGUGGCCCAGCUGUCUGACUCAUGGGACACAGUGUGGCUCUCUAUACACGAUAUGUGGGAACCCAACACUGAUGGGUGACCAGAAGCGGCCGCAGAUGGACAGUGUCAGAGGGGGCGUUUGGUGAUCCGGCUCUCCUUGAUCAGAUCAGUGGAAAGGACUAGAUUUUCUUGAGAGAGAAAAUCCAAAAAAGUAAUAAAAAUAAUAUGAAUUAUAAGA